GCGCGGCAGCCAGGAGCACAACAGUCCUCUCUAACAAAUGAAAGGAUGGGGGGCAUCAGCAGCAGCAGCUGAAUUCAGAAAAUCUGGAUCAGGGGCCGAGGGGAGAGAACUGCUUUCUGCUCACUCUUGGGUCACUUUUGUUGGAUUUAUUCGCCGGUCCACACCAACAUGCCAUUUGCCAAACGAGUCGUGGAACCUCAGUUACUGUGCAGACAUCAAAUCCCAAACGAGGAGAGUCUGCUUUUCGAGGAUCUAGUCUCCAUCAGUAAUGUGGCUCUAUCUCGGACCUUGCGGCAGCUGUCGGACCUGGCCAAACAUGCCUGCUCCAUAUUCCAGGAGCUGGAAAACGACCUCACGUCCACCAACAUGCGGGUCAGGGGGCUGCAGAGUAAGAUUAACCAACUUCAGCAGACCUGCUCCGAGCUGGACCCCAAACAGGAGGCAGUGCCGGUGUCGAACCUGGAUGUGGAGAGUAAGCUGACGUCACAUUACCAAGCUCCCUGGCACCAGCAGAGGAACAUUUUCCACCCCUCUACACGGCCAGCAUGUGUUGUAGACCUCCACAGGCAAGCCAACCUCAGCCUGUGGGCCCUGCACCGAGAUCACCAGAGGAGACGAUCGGGCAGCAGGGAGCGGAGAGUAACCAUCUCCAUCUCCGCUGUGCCCCCGAUGCCCAUGUACCCGUCCCCACACGUCGUCCAGAGGCAAGGACAGAGCGGCACAAAUCUGACAACGUUUGAAUCCUCCCGCUCCUCCUCCCCUACCGAAUGUUGCCGCUUCUCUCCCUGGAGCAGAAAGGCUACGCCCUCUGACCCCGACGCUGACGGGGUGGCUUUAGGUCACCGGCCUAAGUUUCCCAUCCCUAACAUCCCCACCACCCUGGACAAGCAGACUAACUGGUCUAAAGCCCUGCCGCUGCCCACCCCAGAGGAAAGAAUGAAAAACAAUCCCCAAGUCAUCAGCUCAUGUGUCAUCCCCAUUAAUGUGACUGGCGUUGGCUUUGACAGAGAUGCUAGUGUGCGCUGCUCGCUCGUUCACUCACAGUCUGUGCUUCAGAGGAGGAGGAAGCUGAGGAGACGGAGGACCGUUGCCGGCGUUCCCCCGACAGGUGCAGCAAGAUUUAGGUGCCUGUCGGACAGCGCAGACGCCAUGUUUUCCGCCUCUGUGGGCGCACACCUGCGCUCCCGAAGUCUGCCCAGAGACGGGAGCCGGAUGAUAGACAACGGGCAUAAUGAUAGUGAUGAUGAGGAGGAGCUUUCCCCUUUUAAUGCUGAAGACUUCCUGCCUGGACCCGGGGAGCUGAUUUUAAAGGAUGAAGAGGAGAGCAUGGAGGACCAGUCCAUGUCCGAACACCAGCUGGGCCUCAAGUACCAGCAGCUGUCAGAGAGUCCGGAGCGCAGCUGGAUGCAGAGGACCAGAUCCCAACUGCCCAGGAAGGUCGACAUGGGCAGCUGUGAGAUCUCAUCCAGUUCGGACACCUUCAGCAGCCCUGUCCAUUCUGUCUCAGCUGCAGGGGUGCUGGGAGGCCAGAUGGACCAUAAAGACGACCACCAGUCCUCAAGUGGGAACUGGAGCGGGAGCAGCUCCACCUGCCCCUCACAGACAUCAGAAACAAUCCCCCCGGCAGCUUCUCCGCCGCUGACGGGCUCCUCACACUGCGACUCUGAGCUCUCCCUAAACACUGCCACGCACGCCAACGAAGACCACACCAGCUUCAUGCUGGACCACUACCAGGGUGUCAGGACCCAGCGGGCGGGCUCCUUCUCCUCCACAGCUAUGGACAUAUUAGAGGAAGCAGGGUCGAGCACUCCCAUCGAGGUGGAGUGGAGUUACUCCCACCCGGACCCUCAGCGCUCGCAGGACUUCAGCCCCGAGCCGAGCAGAGAGGCGGAGAGCAGCCUGGGCUGCCCCAGCUACACCAGCAUGGCCACCUGUGAGAGCAGCUACUCCGACAAACCGCCGUCGGAGAAAGCUGACACCGUCUCACACUACUCCGUAGACACUGAAGGCUACUACACCUCAAUGCACUUUGACUGUGGUAUAAAAGGGAGCAGAAGCUUCACUUAUAACUAUGCAGCCUCCGGGUCUGAUUGUGGCCUGUCUGACUUCAGCGGUCACAUGACUCUGGGGAGGCGCUGCCUCUCCUUACGAAAACCAAAGGCGAAGCCGUGUCCGCCUAAGAGGAGUUCAUCCUUAAGAAAAAUAUGCAGUGAGGGACACAUCCCUGACAAUAAAGAACCAAAGAUUACCUGCGGGCAGCAGCUUCCACUGUCUUCCAAGGAGAGGAACCUGCAGCUGGUUUUGUCUGGCUCUUCAGGUCAUAUAGACAACUCUUCACUCAACAGAGAGCCCCUUGUGGUGUGGGGGGUCGAGGGCUCAGCUGAUCUGCCUGAUUUAGGCGUGUUUAGCUCCACAGAUGCACAUUCGUUUAAAGACGACGGGGUUGUGCAGUCGGAUUAUGCAGAUCUGUGGCUCCUGAAUGAUUUAAAAUCCAGCGACCCUUACCGGUCUUUGUCCAACUCCAGCACGGCCACAGGUACGACUGUCAUCGAAUGCAUCAAGUCACAGGAAAGCUCAGAGUCUCAGACGUCCCAGUCCGGCUCCAGAGCCACCACACCCUCACUACCAUCAGUGGAGGGAGACUACAAGCUAACAUCUCCGGAGAAGCUGGCAGGCCUGGCGAGCCCGUCCAGCGGCUACUCCAGUCAGUCAGAAACCCCCACCUCCUCCUUCCCCUCCGCCUUCUUUCCCGGGCCGCUGUCGCCAUCCAGCGGCAAGAGGAAGCCCAAAGUCCCAGAGAGGAAGUCGUCUCUUUCGUCGCUGUCGCUGCAGUCUCUCUCCUGCAGGGACGGAGCGGCCUCCAAGAGAGACCUGGAGCUGCCAAUAAUCCCCCCCUCACACCUCGACUUAAGUGCCCUUCACGGUGUCGGCAACAAGGCUUCAUCUUACAGGAACCAGAUUCAGAUGCUUCACCAAAACAAACAGAAAGCUGCAGUGUCGGCUAAACCUGCUGCACCACCACCACCACCACCUAACUCAGAGGUGUUCCAUUCCAUGUCCAUCACACCCACAGUGCUGCACUCAGUCCAGCUCCGGUCCAUCAGCAAGCAACAUGAAGGAAGCCAUGAGGACAAAACCACGUCCAAAUGUCCCUCUGUGAACUCGGCUAGCUCACUUUCCUGUAGUAAAUCUGUGGAGCUCAAGAGUCCCCUGUUAUACAACUCACAUCAACGUCACACACCCUCUAAGGGGUCAUGUGAUUCAAUGUUUACCUCAAAUGAAGAGCUUGCAGAUGGAGAAGCAGCAUGUCACAAUGAGGACAGAGAGGCUCCUUUGGAGAGUAUGACAGCAUUCAGGCUGCAGGCAGAGACUUCAUCGGACGUCCCUGAGAGGAUCACAAGACAUGAAGGAGAGAUGGUAGAAACACUGGUCUGCUCACAGUCAGAGCCUCUGCAACAGCAAAGAAGUGAAGAACAAGAAGAACAAGAAGAAGAAGAGGAAGAAGAAGAAGAAGAAGAAGAUGCAAGUCCUCCUCUCUCUGUUCAGCACGGUUCACCCAACAGAGCCAACGGUCUUCAUAAAGUGCCUGCUGCUGACGGCCAGUCAGAGGAAGGGAGUGCAAUCAGCGAUGAAGGUAGCAGAGAAGUGGACUAUGAGUCAUCAGUCGCUUCAGCUGAAAGUGUCUCUCAGGACGUCAAGGAGGAGUCCACAGCAGAGACAAAGGAUUAUUUCAGUAAAGACUCUCCACCCAGUGAUAGUGCAGUGUCCCCUCUGAGUGAUGAGUCGAGACCAGACGAUGACAGUGUGUUCCUGUCCCCCACCAAGGCUCGGACCACUGAGGAUCUGUUUGCUAUGAUUCACAGGUCCAAAAGGAAAGUGUUGGGCAGGAAGGAUUCUACUGAGCUGAAUGUGAGGAAACGCCUCGGUGCUGCAUCAGGGAACACGCCAUCACCACCCAGCAGCACUGUGAGCUCCCCGCUCCCACAGACGCCCCCCUCCUCCGCUGUGACCCCACCAGGCCUGCACAGACACUCCGGGCCCAUCUACAGGAACGCAAAGAAGUCCAGCACCUCCAACGAGGAGUUCAAACUGCUGCUGCUGAAAAAGGGCAGUCGCUCUGAGUCCAGUUACCGCAUGUCAGCCACAGAGAUCCUCAAGAGCCCCGUCGCUCCUAAAUCUCCUGGAGAUUUUCUGACGGAGUCCCCCAGACAGUCCGAAGAGCCCGCCUCUCCGCUGCAGCAACAGCAGCAUCCAUCAGGACCAGAUCAGCUCUCCAGCCCCUACCCCAAAGCCAACGCCGAGGGCUUCUCCCCAAAAUCCUUCCCCACGUCCGCUGCUUCCAGGCAGGGCCGCUCCAGAAUCCCCCCGCCCGCCAACAGCAGCCGAUACGGCAUGCGCAGCAGACUGUACUCGGUGCCCAUGCAGGCCAUCUCUGAGGGCGAGACCGAGAACUCAGACGGAAGUCCUCACGACGACCGCUCGUCACAGGGCUCCACGUAGAAAAACAGUACAAGUGUCAAAAAGGUAUGAAAUGAUUUUUGUUAGUUUACAGUGAAAACAAAUGGACCAGAAUGAGUUCUAAUAUAUAUGAGACGUGGUGAGGGCGUUGAGGUUAAUGUUAAUGUUAAAGAACAUUAAGGAGUUUGUUUUUAAAAAAUCAUGAAUUUACUAAUUGUGGCUGAGUUUUAUAGAUGUUUCCAUUGGGUUAUUCUGUGGAAUCUGUGUUCAAAAAUAUUUUAUACACACAGUUUGUCAACAAACAAAAAAAAACUACAGAAGCCCAGAUAAGCAUGUGAGAAAAUUCUGGUAAUCCAUUUCCUAUGUGUGUGUUUUCAGGUAUUUUAGUGACUGUUUAGCUAUGAAAUGAGUCAAGCAAAUAUUCUCAGCAGAGUUGGGUCUUUGCUUUUACUAGUUACUACUUUACUAGAUUUUAAUUUAUGAAAACAAGUGGGAAAUAAACUUUGGCAAGUGUUUUUUGUUGUAAUACUCAUUUAGGCCCCCAAGAAAAUCAGCAUGAGUUGAGAAAAGACUCAAACUGAAAAAAAACCUGUUUUCUUCCAGGUGAGUUUAGCUGUCGAGAGUGCAUGGAGCAAUUAAAACUCAUCUGAAAGAAAAGUGUAUAUUUAGAGCAUGAGAUAGUGGUGCACUUCUGCCUCUUGUGGCCGAAAUGGAUAUAACAACAACAAAAUAAUUCUGUAUGAAAAAUGAACAUGAAAAAAAAAAUGUUUUUUUUAACCUGCCAGAAUUUUAUGAUAUUAAUUGAGGAACUUGGCAAAAUCAUUUUUAUUCACCCAUUUUUUUAGUCAAAUCACAGGAGAGAAAACUAACUUAGAAAAUAGAUUUUUCUUUACUCACUUGCCUCUCUGGGCUUCCAUAAAAAACUCAUGAUAAGAACACCUUAGAAACAGGGAACCAGAUUAUUAAGCAUCUGCAUUCUGUAGAAAAAUAUGAUCAAAGAAUAUAAAUUAAAAAACACGAUUCUACAGGAAUAAGCAGGCUUACAUAGUUCCAAAAUCUAUUAUUUGGUUGGUCUAUGGCACAUGAGCCACACAUUAAUGUUACAUUUUAGCUACUCUGCUGUCAGAUUUCUCCAGAUUUUAAAACAAUUCUCACAGUUUUGACAUUGACAUUUUUAUCUUGUAAAAUAUGAAAAAUAUAAUAAAUUAACUGUUUGUAUUCUGUGAAUACCUAUGCAAUUUGACACACAGUUCUUACAUUUCUUCAAGCCAAUAAUAAUUUUGAUACUCCCCAAUCAGGACUGACACUGUGUGAGAAACAGCAGUGGACUGAAAACGUGAAGCCUCAAUGCAUCUAUUGUGUUUUUUUAUAUAAAUAUUUUACUCAGUCCUUUUAAAAGCGUAUUGUAAAUGAUACUGAAGAUAGCAAUAUUUUAAAUUACAAUUACAAUUUACAAUUUAAAAUACAAUAUUUUAAAAUUCUCACGCAAUAAUAUGAGAGGUGACAAGAAAAAGUCAAAGCCAAGCACUAACUUGACAAUCUUAGCAGACGAGAAGGGAGCAGGUGUUAACAGGGGAAAUGAAAAAGUGAUCAAAAAAAGUCAGAGGUGGUGAAACAGGAGAAAAAAAGAAUAAGGAGGUUUUAAAAUAAAAUGUGAUAAUGGUCAUUUGUGGUUUGCUGACUCGGUGUGAUUACGAAUUGUUGAAAGAGGCAAGUGGAAAGUGUUCAGGAGGAUCAAAAAUGCCUUAUUUUACUCUCAACAAGAGACAGUAAGUGACAAAGCAGCUUCAGCAAGUGGAUGGAGGACGUAGGGUUAAACACGGAGCCAGGUUAUCAUCGAUAAUGAAAAGAAAAAAAGUUCUGCAUUUGGGGCAUUUGCUGCUAUUUUGUACCAAAUGCUUGUCUAUUUUAUUCCCCCUUCAAAAUAAAAGCUGCCAUGGUUUCAUAUUUUCUGUGUCACAACAGUCUAAAUAUAUUUAUUUUUUAUAACUGACACAGAAAAUCUCCCUAAUUUGGUUUAACCUAAAUCUAAAAAAAAUGCAAUGGUAUAAUUAAAUGAUAGCAUAUUUUAUCCAGAUAGUUAUUUUGUUUAUAAGAGAGUUAUUUCAGACACUGUCUGCAGAGACAAAUAGGAACUCAUUAAUAUCAUUUAAAGAUGAACAGUCAUAAGCUACAAGUGAGGUUUUAGUGUAACCCUCCACAUAAUACAUAAUAAUAUUAUAAAUAUAUGGUGUUUAAUGCAGUGAUGGUGCUCAACCAUUAUGCAAAAAGUCUAUGUAGCCAUACUGCCCUAUGGAAGACUGUUGGUCCCUAUAGGUACACUGUAAAUAAUAACUUGAUGAUUUUGGCCUUAAAGAUCCUCCAUAUAAUGACAUAUAACAGGGUACACUAUGGGUUAUGUCUGUGAACAUUCAUUCCAACCUUCUUUUCUUUCACUCUUUUUGUUUUUUUGCACUGAUAAAGUUUCACUUGUCUCUUGCUGUACCUGGAGAUAUUUAUAGACCUUUACAUGGAGCUGUUUGACUUUUCCUUGAAUAAUAUCCACACUCUGAGUACGCUUCAGGAGCGGAGUAGAUGCUUCUGCCAAAGGCUAGAAAAACUGUUUCUCUCUCGACUGAAACAUAACUAAAGAAGAACAACAGCAGCGUAACUUCUGGUACUAGAUGAAUUUAACUUGGACUUCAGAUCUGUAGGUAUCAGCUUUGUAUAAUUUUUUUUGUACAAACUUGUAAAUACGAUAACUUUUGGAAUUGUCACAAAGGUUGUUGAAUUGUUUCUUAUGUAUAAAAAAAAUGUUUUCAAAGUUUACAUUGAUUUCAAACCUUUGUAUAUUUUUGAGCUGUGGAACACUUUGUCUUGUAUUUAUUUUUUAGUAAGCAUUGUGGAAAUCCCAUAGUAAUAAAUCCUAUCAAAGCCAAGUGCUAGCACGACAGGCUGCUUAGCAAAUGUGUAUAAGAAGACAAAUAAAUGUGACUGCCUUGAAAAUUCA
This is a messenger RNA of Centropristis striata (black sea bass), 7447 nucleotides long. It is a transcript of the gene nhsa, whose product is annotated as Nance-Horan syndrome a (congenital cataracts and dental anomalies). The record is from RefSeq and is a predicted model, not a curated record. The transcript is spliced from 9 exons. The coding region runs from base 169 to 4500 and encodes 1443 amino acids. Lineage: Eukaryota; Metazoa; Chordata; Actinopteri; Perciformes; Serranidae. Gene Ontology annotation, biological process: cell differentiation; lens development in camera-type eye.